Exaiptasia diaphana is the source of this 2120-nucleotide messenger RNA. Its product is annotated as AUGMIN subunit 5. The transcript is spliced from 16 exons. The record is from RefSeq and is a predicted model, not a curated record. Gene Ontology annotation, biological process: spindle assembly. Lineage: Eukaryota; Metazoa; Cnidaria; Anthozoa; Actiniaria; Aiptasiidae. Gene Ontology annotation, cellular component: HAUS complex; spindle microtubule. The coding region runs from base 85 to 1851 and encodes 588 amino acids.
CUACUUCAAAAUAAUCCUAUCCAUAAAACAAAAACAYGCGAAAAAGAAAAACUYCUCUCACAAUACYCAGACCUUGCUAAASACAUGGAAGACUUGACAGAGAAAGUCAAUAACAUACAAAAAGAACUAAAACAUUUAGAGAAAGAAGUGCUGGCAUCAGAGCAAGAGAGUGAAAUUACUUCAAAAGUGGUCUCUGACUUUCAGAAAAGAAAUGCUCUAUUAUCAACCCAUGCUAAGCAUUGUGACAACAUAAUCAAUGCCUAUAAACAACUAAAUACACAGCUUCAUAAUAAAAUGGACAACAUGAAAACAGACAGGCAGUCCAGUGUUGAUACUACAUAUUAUUCAGUUCAACGAGACUCUAGUAAGACAGUACUAAGAACUCCAGCAAGAACAGUCACUAAAGAUAAAAAAGAUGUCCCUGCAUUAGAGUCUUCUUGUACAAGGUUGGUUAGAGAAUCAUGUGKYUCAAURGGGUCAUACUUAAAGACUUUAUGUGAUCAGCCAGACUUGGAUCAAAGUACUGAUGCUGAGAAUGCUGUUKGAGUUAAUAAAGAUCAACUUUGGACACAAGUAGAGGGUAUUCUUAGUAGGCAAUCUGCAGAGGACAUCUUAUCUUCACUGGCUUUGACAACGCAGGACUCAACUAUGAAUUUAAAGGAGCUAACUGCUCUUAUUGACUUAAAGAAGGAUGCUGAAGACCUCAAGUUUUUAUAUCAAAAAGGCAAACUAACAGAUACCUCUCACCCACCAUCAUUGCUUCAAAGUGUCCACCAAUUGAUUGAAGAAGGCCAGUCACAACAUUUUACUUGUUUUCUGGAUGCUGAAAGAGCUGCUAAUGAAGCUUGGAAARUACACAAGGAAUUGAAGAAACUCAGCAAAGAUAUUGAAAACAGAAUGGAGUCCAGGUACAGGGGACUCCCAGGAAGUGCUGAUUUGUCCAGGACCCUCUAUCACAGUGAACUGGAACUAGCAGCAGCCAAGGCCUCAUUGGCAUAUCUACAAUCAGCAAUAAAAAAUCUAGAAAACUCAAGAAUAGAAAAACUGACAGCUUUUGAAACCAUCCAGUCAAAAUAUGACAAGAUAAAAGACUUUGAAAAACUAGCUCAAAUCAAGCAGUCAGUGAUACAAGCUUUAGUCAAACAGAACUUUGCAGCGAGAACCAACCUGGAAAAGCAAAAGCACGAGCUUCUUCACUACAUCCAAAAUAGCAUCUGUCCACAUCAAGCUCAUAUUGUUGCUAUGGCAGCGGGACUUCGCCAUGCUGUAUCACGUGACGUUGACAAGUUUGCCUUGCUUCCGAUAACUCGUCUACAACAUGUCAACAUGCCGAGUGGGGAGAGAAUUCCCGUCGAUGAUUUGACAAUACACCGUCUGCAAAACCUGAGUAACAGACCUGGGGGCGCAGCUAUUGCCCAAGUCUUAGACAAGUUAGACUUUCCUUUUUAUAAGGCUCCAGAAGAGUUGCUUCCAAGAAUUAUGGAAGUGAAAGAAACCGUUGAAGACACGUCGGCAUUAGUCCACAAGAGAGAACAAGACAUCAGUGAAAUGGAAGACGAGAAUUCAACAAAAGAGAUUCUAAAUCAUUUGAACGGUCUGCAGCAAGAAGUCAACCUACAAGACACUUUUGAAWUGAGUCAAAUCGUUCCACAUGUUCAAGAUGGAUUAAACAAAGCGUCCAAAGCAUUGUCGCAAUGCAUCUCGAUCAAGGAUUUGGCUAAUGCCUGGUGGGAGCAGCCGGCACAGUUCUUGGUUCCUUGGGUCAAAGUAGACGAUAUGAAUACUAGGCAAUGGUUAGAUCAAUUGACACUGUACACCACUAGACUACGCCAGUUACAAAUGCAUCACUAGGGUUAGUCAGAUAGAUUAUAACCUUGAGUUUUCCUCCGAAGGGAUCGGAAAUGUCUCCUUGAGCUUGCAAAAGGAAGGGAGGGGACGGUCAGGUGGGCUGCCCAUGGAGGAAGGGAUACGUCGACUGAUAAUUCAACCGAAGUACGAUUUGCCACCACCAAUAGAUAAUUAUAUUGGUGUAUAAUCUAUUAGUGUAUAUAGUGUACAUCGAAGACUUACUUAUUCUACUCUCCUGGUCUUUUUAUUAAAGAAAGAAGAAUUGAUAGCCG